GACGAACACCGGCAUCAUCACAACUUGUACAUCUUCCACAAUCACUCACUACUUGGCAAACCGCACAUCAAAGUCUCUUAUAUACCUACAACAGCCACCAUGGUCGCCAUCUCUCGCGCAGUCCUCUUCGGCAUGAUCGCCAGUUUCAGUGCCCUCGUGAGCGCAGACAACUGCAAGCCUCGUCUGUUUUACUGCGGAACAACCCUUUUGCGUAAAGGCAACUAUUACGACCAAAUCGAGGGGGCCCUGAAGGCUAGUGGGCAGUCGACCAAUGAUGCGCACAUUCACAAUGGCUUGUUCUAUUGUACUGGAGGACCGAAUGGCGAGAUUACCUUCCAGGCCUUUUGUGGUAAUGGGUGUGUGGAUGGUGGGAAUGGGAAGAGUGAUCAUUGCUAGUCGCUGCUCGUGAGAUGGAAAGGUUCCAUCGGAUAUUGAUCGGAAACGGACAGGUUGUGUCUUGAGAUUGAUCGGAUUUGGAUGUAGGCGAAAUGAUGAACGUGGUUGGAGUAUCCUUCCUUGGUGCAGUGGGAUAGGAAUGUGAAUGUUGGUUCAAGGUGUAAAUUUUAGUUAUGGUUCCCCGCCAUGACCCAAGGAUCUGGAUGGGUGGUGAUCUACCGUGGCUAUGUGAGUCUGGGUUGGUUUGAAUAAAACUUAUGAGAUAUAAAAAACCGCGACAAGUGAUGAGGUUUCUAGCCUGGAUACUCAGCAGGGAUAAUUGGAUGGCGGAUGUGAACAAGCCAAGGACAGCAAUAUGUAUCUUGUAUGCUGGAGG
Molecule: messenger RNA, 772 nt
Organism: Neurospora tetrasperma FGSC 2508
Lineage: Eukaryota; Fungi; Ascomycota; Sordariomycetes; Sordariales; Sordariaceae
Exons: 2
Coding region: 100-396 (98 amino acids)
Source: RefSeq, a predicted model, not a curated record